Molecule: messenger RNA, 720 nt
Organism: Anthostomella pinea
Lineage: Eukaryota; Fungi; Ascomycota; Sordariomycetes; Xylariales; Xylariaceae
Source: the annotation of a GenBank genome assembly
AUGCCAGGGGUAUCAUGGCCUGUCGAAGCCGAACCGCCAAAUGUGACGUGUACAGGGCCCAUGACCCUGUCACUCGGCACGGUAUCCGAGCAGGGCAGCGAAUUAGCCAACUGGCUGACUACAGCGCCGACUGUACUCAUAAACCUGGGAGGCGGCUUUGAGUACUCGGUGAUGCAGGCGACUGCAAUGGCGCAAGCUAUAGCUAGGGUACUAAAGGAAACCGAUGUCCAGAUUCUGUGGAAAGUCCGGAUGGAUUGUGUCUAUGGUGACGAUCUCAUGAGCCCUCUCGUCCCCUUUACCGACAAUGGGAGGGUCAGGGUAGUGCGCUGGUUGGCAGCCGACCCGCCAUCUCUGCUGGAAUCGGGGCACGUCAUUGCGUCGGUCCACCACGGUGGCUCUGGAUGUUACCAUGAGGCGAUUAGUGCUGGCGUCCCUCAGGUUGUUCUCCCGCUGUGGCUUGAUCUCUACGGUCUCGCACAACUCACUGAGUCCAUCGGAGUUGGUGUGUGGAGAUGCCGGAAGACCAGUCCACAGUGGACAGCCGAGUGUCUACAGGAAGCUAUCCUCAGAGUCGUUAGUAGCAACGGAAGCCAAUCGUUUAGGGAGAAGUCGAGAGAUCUUGGACUGCGCGCCCAGGAGAGCCCGGGUCGAUACGUGGCGGCACCAGUGAUUGUGGUGUUGGCAGGUUCUGGCGCGUUCAAACCAAAAGUAGCGAUUUAG